AUGACAGUCCUUUCAUGCCUCUCAAUUGGCCUCGCCCUGCUUCUGUCAGUGGCUGCACACCCACUAUCAACGAGAGCACUCUUUCCACUCAGCCCCAGCAUUGACCCGUUUUACAAUCCCCCAGCCGGCUACGAGAAUACCGCUCCUGGAACAAUCUUGCGCUCGCGGUCGGCAGUGGCAUCCUUCUUCGGGCUGCUCCCUACUCCAGUGGUCUCAUAUCAGCUGCUAUACCGCACGACGGCGGUCAACGGAUCUGCAAUCUCAACUGCGACCACAAUCUUCAAGCCGCUCAACGCCAAACUUGACCGCUUCGUGUCAUUUCAUACAGCUUACGAUGCGGCAGCCGUGCAAUGCAACCCAAGCUAUACUUAUCAGCUGGGAGCCGUGCAAACGAAUCUGAUCACAUCCGUAGAGACACUGCUGAUAGAGGCUUACCUGGCAUCUGGCUAUAUUGUGGCGUCUCCCGACUAUGAAGGUCCAGACGCUGCUUUCGCCGCAGGCCACCUUGAAGGUAUGGCUGUUCUGGACGGUAUGCGAGCUGUAAAGGCCUUUAGCUCUACUCUUGGCCUGACCACCACCAACCCGAUGACUGUCGGUUAUGGCUACUCUGGAGGUGCAAUAGCCACAGGCUGGGCGGCGGCAUUACAGUCUACCUAUGCUUCGGAGCUCAAUAUCAGAGGCUGGGCAGCUGGCGGUCUACCAUCAAAUCUUAGUGCCAUCGUCAAAUUCCUCGAUAAUACUGCUUUCAGUGGCUUCCUCCCAGACGCUGUUUCUGGUCUCAGAAAGCCAAGUGCAUACGGCGCCCAACUCAACCCGAUUCUGGAUACGAUCCUCACGCCAUAUGGUCACAGUCUUCUCGACUUUGCAGACAUUAAUUGCGCCGUCAGAGAUAUUCUCAACUUCCCUGAGAUGUCUCUCGAAUCCGCAAAGGUUCAGACUCUCGGUGACCGCGUGCUCUACGAGCCUACCAUCGCUGCGGUACUUGCGGACAACGUCUUGGGUGUGAACGCAACUGAACAUCCCAUCGUGCCUAUCUUGCUCUACCACGCCAGCUCGGAUGAGAUCAUUCCGUACCCUGAUGCCAGGAAGACAGCCAACGAGUGGUGCGCGCAAGGAUCAUCCGUCACCUUCUCUACAUACGCUUCAGGUGGACAUGCUACCACGGAGGUCGUUGGCUUUCCCGAAGCUCUCACAUUCGUUGGGGAUGCUUUCAGUGGUACAGUGCCUAAGGGCUGCAGCAGUGACACAAGAGCCAAUUCAACGCUCGAUCCGCUAGCGCUGGGACUUGAUCUGGAGCCGAUCACCGUGAAAUUGAUUGACGCGAUUGCCCAGUUUGGGCAGAACGACUCGAACAUCAAGAACAAUCUGGAUACGCUGCAGAACUCUAUCGGUGUCUGA
Molecule: messenger RNA, 1398 nt
Organism: Recurvomyces mirabilis
Lineage: Eukaryota; Fungi; Ascomycota; Dothideomycetes; Mycosphaerellales; Teratosphaeriaceae
Exons: 2
Coding region: 1-1398 (465 amino acids)
Biological process (GO): lipid catabolic process
Molecular function (GO): triacylglycerol lipase activity
Source: RefSeq, a predicted model, not a curated record